Lactuca sativa (garden lettuce) is the source of this 2031-nucleotide messenger RNA. RefSeq lists its product as uncharacterized. Lineage: Eukaryota; Viridiplantae; Streptophyta; Magnoliopsida; Asterales; Asteraceae. Gene Ontology annotation, cellular component: membrane. Gene Ontology annotation, molecular function: protein binding. The record is from RefSeq and is a predicted model, not a curated record.
AUGGUUGAGAUAAGUUUUUAUACUUACCUUCCGUUUCCCUCGGGAAAAUUAGCAAAUUUUGCAAACAAGGGAACUAGAAAAGAGUACAUCAAAAUCGCUAUCCCUCUAUAUGAAGCAUCAAUUAGAGGCGAUUGGACAGCUGCUCAAGAGAUUCUCGAUAAAAGGCCAGAGUUGGUUAGGUAUAGCAUCACUGCAAAUAAUGAAACAGCACUUCAUGUUGCUGCAUCUGCAAAAAGCACCGAACAGGCUGAAGAAUUUGUGAAAAAUCUGAUGACUAAGAUGAAAAAGGAGGACCUGGAACUUAAAAAUAGCAGUUCCAACACUGCCCUGUGUUUAGCUGCUGCAGCUGGCAACGUUAAAAUAGUUGGGAUUAUGGUUGAAAGAAACAGGGCUUUGGUGGCAAUCACUGGUGCUGGAGGAAUGACACCACUGUAUAUGGCCACCUUAUUUGGACAUUAUGAGACAGCCAAGUGUUUGUACGGAUAUUCCCAGAAUUUGCGUGAUGAUUGUUGGGCACCUCUGAACCGUGGUUGGCUUCUUCAGAAAUGUGUUGAGAAUGAUAUGUUUGAUAUUGCACUGGAGAUAGUGAAAGAGUACCCAGAUCUUGGUCUUAGUGGGAGUACUGUACUUGGAGUUUUGGCGAAAAAGACUGAUACCACCUUUGGAUUCUUUUCCCCAUUGUUGCUUUCAGUUUGGACUUGCUUUCAUCCAAAGGUGGGACCUUCUAAAAUGGAAAGUAAAGCUAAUGCGUUGGAACUACUAAAUAUUAUUUGGGGAGCAAUCGCAGAGAAGCCUACAAAGGAAAUUGAUAACAUAAUCAGAGGGCAACCUGAUCCCAUUGAGAAAGACGACAAGCCAGCUUCUGACACGGAUCGAACUCUACAACUACUACAAAAAAUUUCAGAAAAUACUGCCAAAAAGCAUGAUGAAAGUGGGAACACAAACAAAGAGCAUGCUGCUACAACUACAAACAAUACAAAUGUCGCCUUGCAGGAAAGUGCAAGACCAAAGUACUCUUCUCGGAUACUGUUUGUUGCUGCCAAAAUGGGAAAUACUAGAUUUAUUAUUGAGCUCAUCCGUCUGUAUCCUGAUAUAAUAUGGAAAGUAAACGGUGAAAAUCAAAGCAUAUUUCACACUGCUGUCAAACAUCGUCAUGAGGGUAUUUACAGCUUAUUGUACGAGAUAGGCUCAAUGAAGGAUCUCAUAACUCCUCUCAAAGAUAAAAAUGAUAAUAAUAUGUUGCAUUUAGUUGGGAAGAGUGCUAAGAAAAGGCGACUUGAGGAUGUGUCUGGAGUUGCUUUUCAAAUGCAACGAGAACUAUUAUGGUUCAAGGAAGUGGAAGAGAUGAUUCCUCCUUAUCGGGAAAGGAAGAACAAAGAUGGACUAACACCACACGAGUUAUUCACCAAGGAACACAAAGAUCUAGUCAAACAAGGUGAAGACUGGAUGAAAGAUACGGCUAGUCAAUGUAUGGUGGUUGCCACACUUAUUGCCACCAUUGUAUUUGCUGCAGCAUUCACAGUUCCAGGUGGAUACAAUCAGGACAAUGGUAUCCCAAUGUUUUUUGAAAAAGUAGCCUUUAUCAUUUUCGUAGUGUCAGAUGCCAUUUCUUUGUUCUCUUCAUCAGCUUCGAUCCUCAUGUUCUUAUCCAUACUCACAUCACGCUAUGCCGAACGUGAUUUCCAGGAGUCAUUGCCCAAAAAGCUGAUGGUAGGUCUAGCAACACUGUUCCUCUCGAUAACAACCAUGAUGAUUGCUUUUAGUGUUAGCUUCUUCGUGCUAUACCACAACAAAUUGAAAUGGAUACCGAUCCUUAUUACGUUUUUUUCGGCCUUACCAGUCAUCCUAUACGCUACCCUACAAUUUUCUCUGUUAAAAGACGUCUUUUUCUCGACAUAUACUUCUAGGUACCUCUUCUGCCCCAAGAAACAUAUUCUUUACGAUGAAAACUGUAAGCGUAACCGCCGUUGGUUCCAAAUCACAAUUCCUUUCAUUUCAAGAUGUACUACAAAAAUAUCGAAACUGUUGUAA